This is a messenger RNA of Budorcas taxicolor (takin), 1275 nucleotides long. It is a transcript of the gene BMP10, whose product is annotated as bone morphogenetic protein 10. Gene Ontology annotation, cellular component: extracellular region. NCBI's taxonomy places the organism in Eukaryota, Metazoa, Chordata, Mammalia, Artiodactyla, Bovidae. The transcript is spliced from 2 exons. Gene Ontology annotation, molecular function: growth factor activity; cytokine activity. Gene Ontology annotation, biological process: BMP signaling pathway; SMAD protein signal transduction. The record is from RefSeq and is a predicted model, not a curated record. Bases 1 to 1275 code for a protein of 424 amino acids.
AUGGGUUCCGUGGUCCUGCAGCUGUGCACUCUCCCCUGCCUGCUGCUUCACGCCGUUUCUGGCAACCCUAUCAUGAGUCUGGAGCAGUCGCCCCUGGAAGAAGACAUGCCCCUCUUCGAUGAUGUCUUCUCAGAGCAAGAUGGUGUAGACUUCAACACACUGCUACAGAGCAUGAAGAAUGAGUUUCUCAAGACAUUGAACCUGUCUGACAUCCCCAUGCGGGACUCGGCCAAGGUUGACCCACCAGAGUACAUGCUGGAGCUCUACAACAAAUUCGCGACAGAUCGCACCUCCAUGCCAUCCGCCAACAUCAUCAGGAGUUUCAAGAAUGAGGAUCUGUUUUCCCAACCAGCCAGUUUUAACGGACUCCGAAAAUACCCUCUCCUCUUCAAUGUAUCCAUCCCUCACCAUGAAGACAUCAUCAUGGCUGAGCUCAGGUUGUACACCCUGGUGCAAAGAGACCGCCUUAUAUAUGAAGGAGUGGACCGGAAAAUCACCAUUUUUGAAGUACUUGAGAGCAAAGAGGACCAUGAAGGGGAAAGAAGCAUGCUGGUCUUAGUGUCAGGGGAGAUCUAUGGAACCAACAGUGAGUGGGAGACUUUUGAUGUCACUGAUGCCAUCAGGCAUUGGCAAAAGUCAGGCUCAUCCACCCACCAGCUGGAGGUCCACAUUGAGAGCAAACACGAAACAGAGGACACACUUGGCAGGGGACAACUGGAAAUAGAUACUAGUGCCCGGAAUAAGCAUGAUCCUUUGCUUGUCGUGUUUUCUGAUGACCAAAGCAGUGAGAAGGAGCGGAAAGAGGAACUGGAUGAAAUGAUCGCUCAUGAGCAAUUCCCAGAGAUGGACAACCUGGAUUUGGACGGUUAUUCCAACGGACCAGGGGAAGAGGCUUUGCUGCAGAUGAGGUCAAAUAUCAUCUAUGACUCCACUGCCCGCAUCAGAAGGAAUGCAAAAGGAAACUACUGCAAGAGGACCCCGCUCUACAUCGACUUCAAGGAGAUUGGCUGGGACUCUUGGAUCAUCGCUCCACCUGGAUAUGAAGCCUAUGAAUGUCGUGGUGUUUGCAACUACCCCCUGGCAGAGCAUCUCACCCCUACAAAGCAUGCGAUUAUCCAGGCCUUGGUCCACCUCAAGAAUUCCCAGAAGGCUUCCAAAGCCUGCUGUGUGCCCACCAAGCUCGAGCCCAUCUCCAUCCUCUAUUUAGAUAAGGGCGUCGUUACCUACAAGUUUAAAUACGAGGGCAUGGCUGUCUCUGAAUGUGGCUGUAGAUAG